Molecule: messenger RNA, 460 nt
Organism: Homalodisca vitripennis (glassy-winged sharpshooter)
Lineage: Eukaryota; Metazoa; Arthropoda; Insecta; Hemiptera; Cicadellidae
Product: high-affinity choline transporter 1-like
Exons: 4
Biological process (GO): transmembrane transport; acetylcholine biosynthetic process; choline transport
Cellular component (GO): plasma membrane
Molecular function (GO): choline:sodium symporter activity
Source: RefSeq, a predicted model, not a curated record
UGGGUGUCAUUCUUUGGACUUGGAUCAGUAUCGGCUGCCGUUAUGUCUUCAGCUGACUCCAGUAUCCUUGCCUCUGCUGCCAUGUUCACACACCCGCAACAUCUACAAGUGGACAUUCCGUCCUUCUGCCUCUGAGAAGGAGGUGGUUUGGGUCAUGAGGAUAACCACAAUCAUCAUCUCUUAUCUGUCUGCAGGGAUUGCCAUAUCAGUUGGUAGCAUUUACUAUCUUUCAUACCUAUGUUCAGACCUGGUGUAUGUUAUCCUGUUCCCUCAACUUCUGCUCAUCGUUCACUGGAGUCGAGGAGUCACGACGUACGGCUGUCUUGCAUCUUACAUCGUUGGCCUGAGUCUCAGGGUCCUAGGUGGGGAGAAAGACAUUGGACUAGAACCGGUAAUCAGUUACCCUUAUUUCGACUCAGAAACGAACACACAAGUUUUCCGUUCAGAACGUUUGCGAUGA